Molecule: messenger RNA, 3355 nt
Organism: Pseudoliparis swirei
Lineage: Eukaryota; Metazoa; Chordata; Actinopteri; Perciformes; Liparidae
Gene: mis18bp1
Product: MIS18 binding protein 1
Exons: 16
Coding region: 35-3268 (1077 amino acids)
Source: RefSeq, a predicted model, not a curated record
UGUAGCGCGAUCGUUUGUCUUUUUCCUAGAAACCAUGGCGUCGUAUCAUAAAGUUCUUUAUCAUACAACACCGCCGUUUGAAUCUCCUGCCAAAGUGUUCGCUAAACUCAAGUUGAAAGUGCAGAGCAAAGGAAUUUGUGCGGACUCGCCUUUAACAAAUGACUCGCUGUGUAACGUAAGAGACAAACAUUUAGCUGCUGUUAAGUCACCGAGGAAGAGAGCAGAGAGCACCUGGAUGACCGAGGAGCUCACGGCGAACCAGAGGUCUGGUUCCGAUCACAAUAAAGCGCAGGUAUGGACUCUCUCGCCUAUAUCGAGUCCUCAGAAAAGGUCUCCAGACCUCAUCAGCAAGCAUGUGGAGGAAAUGCCUCCCGUGAAAGCGAGCGGACAUGGACGCACACUGAGAAAAAGAUCGUUCCUGGAGUCGACUGCUGUGGCCCACCCGUCUCCUCGGGUCAACAGAAAGCAGAUCCGCACCGAGUCGCCUCACAUCAGACACUCGGGUAACUCCAAUGUAAUCAGCAGGACUCCAGUCAAGGUGCAGCCGGUGGAAGAGGACUUUGAAAGCAGUGUGUUUUUGGAGGGGUGUGCUCCUCUGAUGUCUUCCGCCUUUAUGUUCUCCCCCAUGAGGACGAGGUUACAGAGACAAUGUGAGCAGCAGCAGUUUAAUAAAGUCACCAGCAGUACAAAUGAAGUCUGCAAUGGAUCCAGAAGGAAACCCUCCAGGGCGUUCAGUGGAGAUACCAGCACUUGCAUUGAGAGUGUAAGUCAUGUUGGAGGAGUAUCUGCUGACCCAUCACAGGUGAACCGAUUCACCCACAACCCCGUGUGCCCAACACCAAGAGACAUCGCAAAUAAACGUUGCAAUGUUCCUGUGGAAAAAUGUUCUCUAAUGUCUCCAUCCAAGAUGUUUACUUACAUGAAGAAGAGGGAAAGUAAAACAAAGCAGCCGGAAGUUCAUAAAGUCAGCAGCAGCACACGGGAGCUCUUUAAUACAAGUAAUUUCCAUCAGUCCGUCGACACAUCGCCUCCCUCCACAGUUCACACCGUGGGUGAGAUGGAGGACGUUGCUUUUAGAGGUGUUCCAGAAAGGUUGGCUCCCGUCAACCGGUCCAGAGUAGAAUCAGCUGACGGCUUAUCAGACACAGAGCCCUCUGAGGAUGUCCUGGCCGUGUCCCCACAACCGGUUUUGUUUGAAGACCCGCUUUUACUCAAUACGCCAAAGAUCUCCAUACCGAAGAAGCAAGAGGCUGUGUUCAAGCGAAAUAAAUGGACCCAGAGCACACAAUUCCCAAGUGAGAGUGUGAUUUAUCUCAAAAGGUGGUUCCUGAGGAAGAAUCACAAAGGCCUGUUUGUUGAUGGAAUCCACCAGGAAGAAAAUAUCCCAUGGAACAGUAACAUCGUGGUGGACAGAGUUUCUAAUCAUGUUGUGAAGACUGUCACCGGCAAGGUUUACAUCUUGGUUGACAAGAUGAUCAUGAGCCUUGAUUCUGGGUUGCCCAAGUGGCUUUUGAAGAAGUUUGUCAAUGGGUUUCCUCCAAACUGGGAGGCCCUUUAUGAGAGAUCUCGGUCACAGCUGAGAGGCAGAGAGACAGAGAGGAAGAGUGAGGGGAGGGUCGUCAUGGCGAAGACACAAUCUGAGACAUCCUCCAUCAUCGGCAAUGUGAAGCGGCACAGGAAAACCGCCGCCUCCUCCGUGUCUCGCCCAAUCGUGUCCCGGAGUGGUCGCGUGAUCAAGCCCCCUCUGGAGUAUUGGAAAGGAGGGAGAGUCAUUCUGGAUGCACACAUGAAUGUCACCAUCCAUGAAUGUUAUGAUACCUCCAGCCUUGUCUCCACAAGAGCGUCACAGAAACCUGCGCCUGUGCUCCUGCCCUGCAGUGAAGGCCGUCGGCAAUGUGAAUCAGCCAGCGACAAAGAAGCAUCAGUACCACUGAGGAGGGUCAAGGCUCCACUCCGCAAAUGCAACAGUGCCACAACUGAGGCUAAAAAGAAGCCCUCUUAUUCACCUGAACUGCUCUGCAGCCCCGAGGAGAGGUGCGGCAGACAAACGAGGUCCAGCCGAAGGCGUCCGACAUCGGAAGAUACAUCGUAUGUGGACACCGUCCCUCAAAAGCAAAGGAUACCUGUAGAGUCUUCGAAACAGAGGUCCAAAAAACCGCCGCAUGACAUCACAAGUCCUUCAGUGAGCAUCCCAGCACCCCCAGAACCUGUUGAUGAUUAUAAAACAUCAGCGUUAUCUGAUGAUGGAGUCAUUGGGAGAAAGAAGUCUGGGAAAGAAGUGCGCAGAAAGGGAAGCAGGAGAGUUCUUAACAGGCCACCGCCAAGUUACGUAUUUCCGUCAAGUGACUCAUCACAGUCCUCUGAGUUCGAGAAGGAACCGGAGAAGAGAUCCAGAGUAACGACGAAACAUAAACGGAGUAAACGCACCAAGUCCUCGUCGCCCAGAAAGCCUUUGCCCAAGUUGACACAGUCCAGUAAGAACAACCUCAACGCAAUCGGAGGCAUCGCAGCGAUUCUACAAGACCAAGAUGGUGACAAGUGGACAGAGGCGGAGCUUAUGAAGCUACAAGAGGCUGCGUCCUACUACCCUAAGCACGUGGCAGGUUACUGGGCAAAGGUGGCGGGGGCGGUUGGAACACGUUCUCCAGGAGAGUGCCACUUCCAGCACACAUCCCAGGCAACCUGCCAGACUCCUGCUAAGCGAGCGAAGAACACCAAAAAAAAGAAGCUGGAAGUACCGAAAGAUCCAGCUCACCAGGUGAUAUCUGCCCGAGCGGGAACCUUAAAGAGAAAGCAGCAGGUGCGUCAGUUCCUGGAGGCCAUGCCCCGAGAAGACGUCGAGGACGGCUUCAGCUCCGCGUACAUGCAGAGUAAACGCUUUGAGAUGCCCUCCUUGUGUCAGAGUGACUUUGACAUCACAGUGUCAGAAAUAGAGCCACUGACACCCAAGUCGACAUGUUUCCCCGAAGCGAAGACUCCGCAGUGUCUGCACAUCACUCCUGGCAUGAUGGGUUCUCCAAACAGGAGCAACAAUGACAAGUACGUCCAUCAACUCCAGAAGAGGAUGAAAAGAAAUCAGUUCAACGUCUGCAAAUUGGCUCCUCCUACAAAGAGCUUCACGCCAACGCCCUCCGUGAAACGAGCAAUGAGAAGAUGUGGUAACACAGAAAAUGACACCUUUGUCGUUUGGGAGAUGUUCUCUGGAGACGAUGGUGGGCUGGCUGAAAGCGGAGAGGAAGAGGAUUUUUACUUCUCAGACAAUGACUGAUUAGAGCUGACAUGUCCUAUUAAUUAUCUAUUAAGUAACCGUCAACAGUCAGUUGUUCCUAUUUUAAUAAAAUUCGACUGAAUUUCA